AUGUUGACUUUUGACCUGUCGCGCCUCUGGCUUGCUGCCCUGGGUUUUGUUGUGGCCUAUGUCACGCAGUCGACUGCACGUUGGUUACAUCAUGGGUAUAAACUUCGUAAAACUGUCCGAGAUAUGCAGGCAAAGGGCGCUCCAACACUACCUCACUCAUGGAUAUUUGGUCAUUUGAUAUUCAUGGGCGAGUUUCGCAAGGACCACCCCGAAGAUGCCAAUAUUUACAAUAUGCAAUGUUGGUUCAUGGACAAUGUUGCCCGCUUCUUCCCAGGCGAGGAAACGAUCCCGCCCGUCAUCUACCUGGAUCUUUGGCCGCUCCUUAAUUCUCCCAUGAUCAUGACCACUCAUCCAGCCGUGUCAGCGCAGUAUACGCAGCUUAAGAGUCUACCUAAAUCCAGGACGUCUACCGUCUAUCUAACUCCCCUUACUGCAAACAAAGACAUUGUGUCUGUGGAAGGAGAUGAAUGGAAACACUGGCGCUCAAGGCUGAACCCUGGUUUCAGUCCUCGUAACAUUACAGCACUCCUGCCAGAGCUGGUCGAGGAGAUGCUGGUCUUUAUUGAUGGCCUCAAGAAGCUGGCAGGCAAGGACGGAACGUGGGGCGAGGUAUUCCAAUUCGAAGAAAGGACCAUGAACUUGACAUUUGACAUAAUCAUUCGCGCUUCGCUUGAUACACGGCUUCACCAGCAAACCCUAGGUACCGAUACACCCCUCAAAUCGGCACUGUUGGCACAAUUGGAGCAAAUGGGUCGGAUGGCAAAUCCUGCACGAGGCUUCUUACAUGCAUUCAACCCAUUUGGAUCGUUCACUAUCGCUGAGAACAACAAGGUGAUGCGUGACUUUUUUGUGCCGAAUAUUCAAAAGAGCAUUCAGUCCGAGUCUCGAAGCUCGGGAAAACGAACCAUUGUCGACUUGGCGCUGAAGCAGUUCAACGUUGAAGCCGACUCGAAAGCCCAAGCAAAACCCGACGAGGAGUUUAUUAAUAUCUUGCUCAGCAAUCUCAAAGCUUUCCUCUUUGCUGGCCACGACACAACGGCGACCACACUCUGCUGGAUGUUCAAGAGUCUCCAGGACAACCCCAACUGCCUCGAGAAGCUCCGCGCCGAGCACACGGCGGUGCUUGGGCCCGACGUCGAUCAAGCACACGAGGUCAUUCUCAAGUCCCCGCAUCUAUUAUAUGCACUGCCAUAUACCCUGGCAGUGAUCAAGGAGACACUACGGUUGUACCCGCUGGCCGCAACUGUGCGCGAGGGAAGGGCGGACUUUUUCCUUACAGCUCCCGGUUCACCUUUCAAGUAUCCCACCGACGGCUUUGCACUUUGGGACGGAGUACCAGCGAUUCAGUCGAGGGCCGAUCUUUGGGUCAAGGGCAAUGAAUUUUUCCCGGAACGAUGGCUUGCUACCGAAGGUGACACCCUUUACCCUCCCAAGGACGCCUGGAGGCCCUUUUCUAUGGGUCCUAGAAACUGCAUUGGACUGGAAUUGGCACUUGUGGAGCUACGCUUGGUCGCAGUGAUGAUGGCCAGAAAGUUUGACGUUCAAGAAGCGUGGCACAAGUGGGAUGCGAAGAAGGGAAACACAGGCUCGAAACCUAUGGUGAAGGGCGAGCGGCUAUAUCGUGUUGGUACUGGAACAGUGCAUCCGAAAGACGGAAUGCCCGUGCACAUCCGAGUCAGGCAAUAA
Pestalotiopsis fici W106-1 is the source of this 1686-nucleotide messenger RNA. RefSeq lists its product as uncharacterized. Lineage: Eukaryota; Fungi; Ascomycota; Sordariomycetes; Amphisphaeriales; Sporocadaceae. The record is from RefSeq and is a predicted model, not a curated record. The transcript is spliced from 4 exons. The coding region runs from base 1 to 1686 and encodes 561 amino acids. Gene Ontology annotation, molecular function: iron ion binding; oxidoreductase activity, acting on paired donors, with incorporation or reduction of molecular oxygen; heme binding.